GCAUUACAGAGGGUUGGUGAGGACUCAGUGGGCUGAAUGGCCUGCCUCCAAACUGUAGGGGUUUGAUGAUUCACGGGUCCUGCUUUCCCCGUGCGUUCCGACAUGACCCUCCUGUUCUCUGCGUGUUGCCUGGGUCUUCCCCGCGGUUCCCCGGCCUGAUUCCUGUUAUACCCCGUGGGUCCUCCUGCGUUGCGCGCGUGUGUUCCCCCGUUUUCUUCCCUGAGCGAUCCCGGCGCGCACAUGCGUGCGCACGUUCUCCGUUACGCUCACCGUGCUGUGGUUGCUGUGCUGUCGCAGACCCUCCUUCGAGUGGAAGAGGCAAAUCACCCAGCGGAACAAUGUCACCCAGAAACGCAGGAAGAUGUCCCUCCUGUUCGAUCACCUCGGGCCACUGGAGCUGGCCGAGCACCUCACCUACCUGGAGUACAAAUCCUUUUGCCGCAUCCUGUUCCGCGACUACCACAGCUUUGCGAAACAUGGCUGCACAAAGGACAACCCGAUUCUGGAGCGAUUCAUCAGUCUGUUCAACAGUGUGUCCCAGUGGGUGCAGAUGAUGGUACUGAGCAUGCACACCCCCCAACAGAGGGCAGAGGUCAUCACCAAAUUCGUCCACGUCGCCCAGAGACUGCUGCAGUUACAGAACUAUAACACCCUCAUGGCUGUGAUUGGAGGGUUGAGUCACAGCGCUAUUUCCCGCCUGAAGGAAACAUAUCAUUACGUCAGUCCUGAUGUCAUCAAGAUUUCCGACAGUCUGACGGAGCUGGUGACGACCUGUGGGAACUACAGUAACUACCGCAAGUGCUUCGCUGAGUCCUCGGGUUUCAAGUUCCCCAUUCUGGGCGUGCACCUCAAGGACUUGCUGGCCGUCCACCUGGCCCUCCCGGAUUGGCUGGAGGAGGGCCGCCUCAAUGUGGUGAAGAUGCAGCAGCUGUACACCAUCCUCAAUGACCUCAUCCGCAUCCAGUCCACCUCGCCCCCCAUCGAGCCCAGCAUGGACCUGGUCAACCUGCUGACG
Rhincodon typus (whale shark) is the source of this 1015-nucleotide messenger RNA. Its product is annotated as RAS guanyl-releasing protein 2. NCBI's taxonomy places the organism in Eukaryota, Metazoa, Chordata, Chondrichthyes, Orectolobiformes, Rhincodontidae. Gene Ontology annotation, cellular component: plasma membrane. The record is from RefSeq and is a predicted model, not a curated record. Gene Ontology annotation, biological process: Ras protein signal transduction; positive regulation of GTPase activity. The transcript has 4 exons. The annotation marks the transcript as partial. Gene Ontology annotation, molecular function: guanyl-nucleotide exchange factor activity.